This is a messenger RNA of Lizanozyma spartinae, 2583 nucleotides long. RefSeq names its product vacuolar transporter chaperone (gene VTC3). Lineage: Eukaryota; Fungi; Ascomycota; Pichiomycetes; Serinales; Debaryomycetaceae. The transcript has a single exon. Gene Ontology annotation, cellular component: vacuolar transporter chaperone complex; fungal-type vacuole membrane. Bases 1 to 2583 code for a protein of 860 amino acids. The record is from RefSeq and is a predicted model, not a curated record.
AUGUCUACUGCUCCAGAGAACCAAGACACCCCCCGUAUCAUGUUGUUCGGCAACAAAAUGGAUCAGGAGAUCUAUACUCCUUGGAAGCAAUACUAUAUGAAUUACACUCAUUUGAAGAAAUUGUUGAAGGAAGGAGUCAUUCUUAAGGAUAACUGGCUGGAUAAAGAUGAACAAUUAUUUGUUGCUGCUUUGGACGAAGACUUGGAAAAGGUUUACACUUUCCAACACGAAAAGUAUGAUGAAUUAAGUGCUGAAUUGGAUGACUUACAACUUCUGACCACCAAACAGACAUCAGGUUUUGAUGUUCUGGCGUUCUCAAAAGAAUUGGAUGAAGUCUUGUCAAUGACAAGAGAGUUGGACCAUUUCCAAAGACUUAAUUAUACUGGGUUCACCAAAAUCGUUAAGAAACACGAUAGAUUACACCCUCAGUUCUCUGUUCAACCUUUGCUAAAUGUUCGACUUAAGAAGUUACCCUUCCAUCUGGAAGAUUAUUCUCCUUUGCUUUAUAAGGUGUCUGCAUUGUUCCAGUUCCUCAGAGAUAACUAUGAUGUGGAUCAAUCUUUGUCCAAGUUAUCGUCAUUCAACGAUGAAACCAUUCAAGAUUAUCAAUCGUUCAAGUUUUGGAUUCACCCAGACAACUUGAUGGAAGUGAAGACAACUAUCUUGAGACAUUUGCCUGUGUUGGUUUAUGACCAGUCACAUGGCAAUGGAAGAGGUGCAGAAAACCAGGAUGGUGAUAUUGAUGAUGAUGACGACGAUGACGAUGACGAUGAUAAUCCAGUUAUCAACUGUUUGUACUUUGAUUCACCCAACUUUGACAUGUAUAACCAUAAGUUAGUGAAGAGUCCUAACUCAUCUACUUUACGUAUCAAAUGGGUAGGGAAGUUGUCUGAAAGACCCAAGAUAACUGUUGAAAAGAAGAACUUUGACGUUACUCAUGAUGAUUUCAACAUUGAUGAAAGGGUUCAAAUUAAGGAGAAAUACCUUAAUGACUUUGUUCAUGGUCUGUUUGUUCCACUGAAGAAGUUGGAGGCUAAACUUCAAAGAAAUGGUUCUCUUGAUACUAUUGGUAAGUUACAACUGUUCAUCAAGGAUAAUCACUUGCAACCAGCCAUUAGAACCAUGUAUAAAAGACAAGCGUUCCAAAUUCCAGGUGAUGAUCGGAUCAGAAUUGUCAUUGAUUCCAACUUACUCUUUGUUAGAGAAGAUUCCUUUGAUGAAUCUCGUCCUAUCAGAGAUCCUAGUAACUGGCAUCGUAUUGACAUUGAUCUGAACCCUCAGAACCAGCAUGCUUACUUGCGUUCCGGAGAAUUCAGUAAGUUUCCAUAUUCAGUCAUGGAAAUCAAAAUCAAAUCUGCUAAACGUAAGUCUCUUCAUUGGGUUGAUGAAUUGGUCCACGAUACAAGCUUGGUUACUGAAGUUCCUAACUUUAGUAAAUUCAUUCAAGGUGUUGCUUCUUUAUUCCUUGAAGACGAUAAGUUGGAUAACAUUCCUCUUUGGUUCAAUGAAUUGAAUAGUUUGCAAGACCAAGUUAAACUUGCCUUGACUAUUGAUCCCAAGCAACAAAUCGCUCAAAACAAAUUGAAACUUGAAAAGGUUCAAAAUGAUGAAGAGAACUUGGCCAAGUUUAAGUCAUUAUUGAACAAUACUAAGGACAAUUUCCAACCUAGAUCAAAGUCAUUUUCGCUUUCAAGUCCUCUUUUGGUAGGUGACAGAACUGUUUCCAAUUCCACAGUCCCCAAAAUCCAAGAGGUCGAUGAAAGUGGUCUUGCCUCUUCUACUUCUCCUACCAAGAGAGAUAUUGUCAGUGUUUCACUUUUGGACAGAUCCAACCUGACUGCCAGUUUCAAUGGUGGUAUGCAAGUUGCUGGUCCAUCUGGUGAAGGUGCACGUGAUUUGGACGAUGGAGAUUCUUCUGAAGAUUAUGAGGAUGAUGAUGAUAUUUCUGAUUCACAUGCUCCCGGAGCCCUUUCCAAGUUACUUCGUUUCCCUACUACCUUGUCUAAAUUGAUUGACGUUGAUAGUGAAGAGGAAGAAGAACCUGACUUACCUAUGGGGGUCACUAAACCAGAAGGCUACAUUAAGAAUGCCGGUCCGUUACGCAUAGAACCCAAGGUUUGGCUUGCAAAUGAACGUACCUUCAACAGAUGGUUGCAUGUGACCACUUUACUUUCAUCGCUUACGUUUAUCAUCUAUUCUCUGGCCAAUAAAGCCAAUUCCUUUGAAUUAUCUGAAACAUUGGCCUACAUAUAUUUUGGUCUUACGUUAUUCAGUGGUGUCUGGGGCUACUAUGUGUUUAUGAAGAGACGUGAUAUUAUUAUGGAAAGAUCAGGUAAGCAUUUGGAUAAUGUUUUCGGUCCAUUGGUUGUAGCUGUUGGUUUAAUUGGUGGAUUGAUCAUCAACUUUGUCUUUGGUUGGAAAAAGAUUGCACAAGCUGCUGCUAUGGCCAAUGGAACUGCUGCUAUGGCCACACUUGGUAAUCAUACGAAUGGUGACUUUGCUCAAGCAGUUACCCGAGACUUUUAUGCUCAAAACCCAUUCCAUAAGGCCAUCCAUGAAUUUAUUUUCUCAUGGGUUGCAUAA